CUGCAUCGACAGCUGCGUGAGCCUUUGGCGAGCGUUCCUACCCGACUGCCCCGCCCGUGUCCUAGUGUGCCUUGCUCUGACCCUGUUUCGGAUGAGGUGGAUCCUGAGUGGGAGUGAUUCCUCUCCUUCAGGCUCCCGGACGACCUCUGGUACCAGCAGCGCAGCUCUUCUGACACUGUUCCGUCUGCAGAGUCGGACUCAUGGCGCUUCACGCUGUCUUGCUCGGAGCGGUCUUAAUUUGCGGAUUCCACGAAAACCCGGCGGCCAGCGGCACGUGCGAUGUCUACGCCACGGUUGGAGAAGAUGUGGUUUUAGCACUGAAUUUUACGCAGCUGGGCAAAACUGACCAACUGUCAUGGACUCGGGAUAGCGUCCCGGCGUACGUCAGAGACCACAGAGGAGUGCGUAUCGGGAAGCCACAAGACGUCUCUUUAAGUGGCUCUCUUUUGCUGAAGAACCUUAAACUCUCCAGUUCUGGCUUGUAUGAAGGAAAGAAGUCCUCCGCCAACGGUACCGUUCUGACAUCGUGGAGCGGUCGCCUAUGUGUGAUGGACAAGGUGUCCAAACCUCUCCUUCGGUACGUCUGUGACCAUAAGUUUGGUUUUCUGAAUCUAAGCUGCCAUGUGGCCAAGGCGCAGGAUUUACAGUUCUCAUGGAUCCUGAAUGGUUUUAGGAUAGCUGAUGCAAGUAGUCAAACUCUGAACCUGUCACUGCUAAAAAAUGCAGAUUGGGAUUUGACGUGUUUGGCGGAAAACAAGGUCAGCGCCGGGGGAAGUGACGCCGUCAGUCUGUCAGCCUGUCGAAAUCCACCAAUGCUUUGUUUCACAUCCAAGAUGGUCUUCGCCGUGCUGGCGGGGGGAGCGGCUCUUCUUCUCCUCCUGCUCGUGGUCUUCAUCGUAGUGUGUCACCAUCUCAGACGAAGACGCCGCCACAACACCAUCGGCAACAAACGGGAGCUCAGGAUGCUUUCCAUAAAACAGAACGAGUCCGUCAGUUCCGAGUAUGAGAUCAUGAACGUCCCUUCGGGCCCGGUUCCGGAGCCUCUGCCCAGAACUCGUCACCCGAGCGUGUCCGAAGCCGAAGGUCGGCUUGAAAGCAGCCUGUUGCCGCCGGACGACAUGGCUGACAGACAACCCUCGCCGGUGCCCAAGCCAAGGACCAAGGGCCCCCAGACUCAGAACUAAAUCUACGACCUGCUAUGACAGAACACUGGAACUUGCUUUUUCUCCUGGUUUUUAGUCCGAUGGUCUCCGUGUAGUUAGACCAUCCUGUGCCUGACUGUGUGUCAAAGCAUGGCGCUGUUAUUAAACCCCAAAGUUUCACCCCCCAUUUGUCCGAUGAACUCCAAAUUUCACACACAGCUCAAUGUCGCUGAAUCACCACAAAAUGUGGAGGACAUCUUUAGGGGACUGAUGCCCUCAUGUCAAAUGAUGAGCAAAAAAUAAACAUCAAGCAAAGCG
Messenger RNA from Nerophis ophidion (straightnose pipefish), 1460 nucleotides. RefSeq lists its product as uncharacterized. Lineage: Eukaryota; Metazoa; Chordata; Actinopteri; Syngnathiformes; Syngnathidae. The coding region runs from base 201 to 1184 and encodes 327 amino acids. The transcript has a single exon. The record is from RefSeq and is a predicted model, not a curated record.